This is a messenger RNA of Triticum aestivum (bread wheat), 777 nucleotides long. Its product is annotated as transcription elongation factor 1 homolog. NCBI's taxonomy places the organism in Eukaryota, Viridiplantae, Streptophyta, Magnoliopsida, Poales, Poaceae. The transcript is spliced from 5 exons. Gene Ontology annotation, cellular component: transcription elongation factor complex. Gene Ontology annotation, biological process: transcription elongation by RNA polymerase II. The record is from RefSeq and is a predicted model, not a curated record. Gene Ontology annotation, molecular function: RNA polymerase II complex binding. The coding region runs from base 185 to 454 and encodes 89 amino acids.
GAGUUGUUUUUUUCUUAGGGUUUAGGGCGAUUCUGGCCGACGCCGCGUGUCGCGAGUCGCGUCAUAAAACGGGGGGUUUCCGUUCGGGCUCUCUCCUCCUCCUCCUCUCCCGGCGUUUCCCGAAGCCUCCUCGCCCGACGCGACGCGCGCCCCGAGAUUUUGAAGGAAGAAAAGAAGUUGAACCAUGGGGAAGAGAAAGUCAGCUGCUAAGCCACCCCCUAAGAAGCGGAUGGACAAGCUCGACACGGUCUUUUCCUGCCCGUUCUGCAAUCAUGGGAGCAGUGUUGAAUGCCGAAUUGAUAUGAAGAAUCUGAUUGGUGAGGCAAAUUGUCGAAUCUGCCAGGAAAGCUUCAGCACAACCGUAAACGCGCUGACUGAGCCUAUUGAUAUAUACAGCGAAUGGAUCGAUGAGUGCGAGCGCGUCAACACUGUUGAAGAUGAUGAUGGUGCAUGAGCAUGUCUGGUUGCAAAAUGAAAUGGUUAUUACUACUAUGACUGUAAUGCGUUGGUGUUAUUGGCUGCCACCUUCAGCCAUCCCUGUAGUUAGCCUUAUGGCUGAUCGAACCGUUAGUAGGCAGUUCAUCCUGCGUUUAAUAAACAAGCGAUGAUAUUGUGUACUUGUGUUUGAACCUUAAUAGUAGUGUUGCAUGUCCGAUGUGUAUGGAUCCAUCAUAUAUGAGACUGUAAGGUUGGUUCUCUUCCAGUAUGUUAUCAUGGUUGAGAUUAGGACUAAUUUUUAGUACAAGAGAAGAAUGCUAUGUUGGUGGUUGUUCUCAA